UCCCGAUGAAAGCACGUGGAUCCGAGUGGGUUGAACACGACAGUUGAGCAUCAACCCCGUGUGAUUAACAAGUUUACAAACUUCCGACUGCUGUGCUUCCGUUCAUACGCAUCGACGGCGAACCCAGCCGGGCACCGAGGCGAGUGUGACAGUGACAGGACGGUUAUUCAACCGUUGUUUACAUAUUCAUAAAAAAAUAUAUAUACACACAAGCAUUAAAAAUAAAAUUCCAACAAACGUCAAAGUAGAAACAAAGACGCGCGCGGCGGACAAUCGAGGCAGUUCGGACAGCCUACUGCGAUGGAUGUGUUUUGAGUUUUCAAAGAACAAGUGAAUGAAAAAUAAAUAAGAAACGAUGAGUUGCGGCUGUGUCGCGGUUGUUCUUGAGAGGUGAUUCUUCUACGGACGGUUCCCCUUCGUUCUUCCGGUAGGAUAGUUCGGAGUUGUUGCCCAAAACUGGCGGAGUUGGAACAUAUGCAGCCCACAGCGGCAGCCAACUUGCCGCCCCCGGGGGGAGAUAUGGACCUGCAGGCUAUGCAGUCGAUGGACUGGCUGUUCAAGAAAGAGAGGAUCUACCUUCUGGCACAGUUCUGGCAACAGAGAGCAACACUUGCGGAAAAAGAAGUGACAACGCUCAAGGAACAACUAUCAGCGAACAACACGUCGAACAACUGCGAAAACAAGGACACAUCGAACAUGGACAGGCAAAGUUUCGAAACAGAAAUCGCUACCAAAGACAAAGAGAUAAACCAGCUUCUGGAGGAAGUUCAGAGGCUACAAGGAUGCAUAGCCAAGUUACAGGAGUCUUCUAUGUCCCAGAUUACUAGGCUGGAAGAUCAGUUGGAACAGAAGAGACAACACAUUUUGAGGCUGGAAACCAGAUUGGAAUCACAGAAAGACUACGACGAGCUGAAGCGAGAGAUCAGCAUAUUGAGGUCGGAUCUAGCCAACAACCCCGACGGGAAGAACAUUGAACUGCUGUUGGAAAAAUCGAAGAGCCUGGCGCAGGAAAACAGAGAAAAAUCUCCGUCGAGAGAAUGUGAAGGGGUUGAGCAACUUCAGACGCAACCCCCCACCCUCUCCAUCACCCCUCCCAACAACCUCCCGCCCCCCUUCCAAAACGUUGACGCGUUUGGUAGCUUACUGGGCGAAGAAAUAGUUUCUUCGUGGCGGAGGAACAUUGAGCAAAACAGAGUAAUCCCAAAAUCACCCUCUACUUCUCUAGAUGGUCCCAUGAAGAGCACCACCCCCGUGAACGCGGACACCACUGCGGAGAAGAGCUCAGCUUCCACGCCCCAGCCCCCCGAGCCAGUCUGCCAUCCCUCGCCCGUGGAGAACCUCGUCAACGGCAAUCCGAAGAGUCCACAGGAGGACAACAACAACCACCAUGUCAGCAACAAUAACAUUCCUCUUACAGCUACUAUGUGUGCUGUGAACAACUUCCUUAGGAACGAGGAUUCCCUAAAGAGUCCCUAUCGUUUCGAUGAACAUAGAUCUCCCUUCAAGUUCGCUGAAGACCUGGGGAUGGCACCAGGUUCUAUGGUGGGAAGACUAGGAGAGAGUCUCAUACCCAAAGGCGACCCCAUGGAGGCCAAACUGCAGGAGAUGCUUAGGUACAACAUGGACAAGUACGCAUCACAAAACCUAGACACCCUUCACAUAGCAAGGAAGGUGCGGGAACUGCUCUCCAUCCACAACAUCGGCCAAAGACUCUUCGCCAAGUACGUUCUGGGUCUUUCCCAGGGCACAGUCUCAGAGCUACUAUCGAAACCCAAACCUUGGGACAAGUUAACAGAAAAGGGAAGAGAUAGCUACCGGAAGAUGCAUGCAUGGGCCUGUGACGACAACGCCAUCUUGUUGUUGAAAUCUUUGAUACCAAAGAAAGACCAUUUUUCGUCAACAGGCAAAUCAGAAUCGGGAAUGUCGACCUUUGGGAGGUCCGAAAGCGACCUCACCGAAGAAAGACUGGCCCACAUUUUGAACGAGGCGAAUCAGUUCCAACACAUGAAGCAGCAACAGCAGCAACCUGAGGAUAGCCACAGCAACGAGGACUCAAAAUCGCCGCACGGAUGCAGCAGCCCGUUCUCCAGAGAUUCCUCCUUGAAUAAGAGACUGAAAAAAUACGAAAACGACGAUAUAUCCCAAGAGAAAGUGGUCAGGAUCUACCAGGAAGAGCUGGCCAAGCUCAUGGGCAGGAGGAUGGAAGAUAUGCGCAACCCUAGGGAGGGACCUUUUCCCGGUAUUUUCCUCCCCCAACUGUUUAGCGGCAACCCCAUGGACCGAACCCAAGAGGAUAUCCGCAUAGCUUUAGACGCGUAUCACCGAGAACUUGCCAAACUAAACCAAGGACAAGCUCCUCAGAUGCCCUUAAGUCUGCUAGCCAUCCAACAACAAGCACUGGCACAUCACCAUCAGCAACAACAGCAGCAGCAACAGCAACAUCAACAGCAGAACCAAAGCUCCAACGGGGGUGUUCAAGACUUGUCUAUACCAAAGGACAAAAUGAAACUCAUGAACGGAAUGAUGGAGGACAAGGAAAAGGACGACGACGCGAUGUCGCGUCACUCUGGCUCCGCUUUCAGCCUUGUAAGACCUAAGAUUGAACCGGGCUCCCAACAAAGCACUGGUUCAACUGCUUCAAGUCCUCUAGGUAACUCCAUCUUACCGCCAAUAACUCCCACAGAUGACUUUUCUGGUUCUGCAGCAGCAUCACCACUACAAAGAAUGGCGAGCAUCACAAACUCACUAAUAUCACAACCCCCAUCUCAGCCCCAUCACACCACGAACAACAGACCCCUGAAAGCAGUAUUACCUCCCAUCACUCAACAACAGUUCGACCUGUACAACAACCUGAACACGGAAGAUAUCGUGAAGAAGGUUAAGGAACAAUUAAGUCAGUACUCGAUAAGCCAAAGGCUCUUUGGAGAGAAUGUGCUGGGUUUAUCCCAAGGCUCUGUCAGUGAUCUCUUAGCAAGGCCUAAACCCUGGCAUAUGCUUACGCAGAAAGGAAGAGAGCCCUUCAUCAGAAUGAAAAUGUUUUUGGAGGACGACAACGCUGUACAUAAAUUAGUGGCAAGCCAGUACAAAAUAGCACCAGAGAAACUCAUGAGAACUGGUGGAUAUGGAGGAGGUAAGAUAUGCUUUCCUACCUUAGAGAAAAAUCCUAACGUCUUUUCUCAUCUUACAGCAUGCACCUCCAUCGGUAAACCAAUGCCUCCAACCACAAAAAUGCUGUCUGAAGCAGCUGGAUUGCUGAAUAAGAUGCAAGAAUCGCAGAAUAUCUUGCCGCCCUCAUUGCAAUUGGGGCCGCCGCAGAGCUCUAACCCCCAACCUCCACCACCCCCAAUGCUUCUUACUCCUCCAGGAUUACCUCCACAUCACGCCAUCAAUCUACAAAAUCCAGAACUGUUAAAAAAAUCUAAUCAAAGUCCUCAUGGGAUUCCACACUCUCCGAUAGGACCACAACACACAUCUUUGAGGAACAUGCAUCAACACAUGUCUCCAAGCGUCUACGAAAUGGCGGCGCUAACUCAAGAUUUGGACACUCAAGUCAUCACCACCAAGAUCAAAGAAGCAUUGCUUGCCAAUAACAUUGGGCAAAAGAUAUUUGGUGAAGCUGUUUUGGGACUUUCUCAAGGCUCAGUAAGUGAACUCCUAUCAAAACCAAAACCUUGGCACAUGCUGAGCAUCAAAGGACGUGAACCUUUCAUAAGGAUGCAGCUGUGGCUCAACGACGCACACAACGUGGACCGUUUACAAGCUUUGAAGAACGAGAGACGUGAAGCUAAUAAAAGACGUCGUUCCUCUGGCCCCGGUGCUCACGAUAAUAGCAGCGACACGUCUUCUAAUGACACGUCAGAGUUCUACCAUUCAAAUUCUCCGGGUCCUGGACCACCAUCAGCCAAAAAACAACGUGUACUCUUCAGUGAAGAACAAAAGGAAGCUCUGAGACUUGCAUUCGCUUUAGACCCAUAUCCCAACGUGGCAACCAUCGAAUUUCUAGCUGGGGAGCUAGGUUUAUCCUCCAGAACCAUAACCAACUGGUUUCACAACCACAGGAUGAGGCUGAAGCAGCAAGUACCUCACGGAAUGGCUUCAGACUUACCACCAAGGGACCAAACAGGCAACCAACAGCCUUUUGAUCCCGUUCAAUUCAGAUUGCUGUUAAACCAAAGAUUGCUGGAGCUUUCCAAGGAAAGAAUGGGUCUCAGUGGGGUACCAUUGCCUUAUCCUCCGUACCUAGCUGCUAACACCAAUCUAGCGGCUCUGAUCAGUCGCGGAUUGCUGCCUACUGGUGACAUGGACUUGUCCGCGUUAAACAACGCCGUUAAAGAACAAAUGAGCGGUUUGGACCUGUCGAUGACCUCUUUAAAGAGAGAACCGGGGGAUUAUGAUGAUGAGGAUGACGUGGAAAGCAACGUAGGAUCGGAAGACUCGAAUAUGUCUGGAGGUAGUAUGCACGGAGAGGUAAAAGUUGAACCCAAGGAGGUACCUACAAAUCAAGGCAGGUCUUCGCGAAGAAAACCUGCGGCACCCCAGUGGGUUAAUCCAAACUGGGAAGAGGAAAAAGAGAAGACUAGCACCGGAGAUGAAGUUAUAAUAAACGGCGUAUGUGUGAUGCAGACAGCAGACGAUUAUGCAAGGAGAAAUUCGGAAGAGACUGUUCGCGUUGAGCCUCAAGCUGUUAUGGAUCGAUUUGAUGACGACCAGAGCGACUCAUCGUCGAUUAGCAACGAGAACGACCACCACGAGAAGACCGAAGAGAAGGGAGAGGAAGAACAGGAGGAAAACAAUGAAGAAAGUGAGUUAAAGAACGAGGAUAGUGAGAGUAAAGUUGUUAAACAGGAAAACGAGGAAGAGAGGUGGGAGUACUGACUCUGAUGUAGAUCCAGUGACUUCCGGUGUUGUUUUAGUUGUUAAUAUAAUAGUGUUAAAUUAUUGGACGACCCGAACCGGGACUUCUUCCGAAGUGAGGUUGCUGAGUUGUUGUAAGAUAAAAUAAAGUGCAAUCACGAAAUCGAAAAAAUUACCCCCAAGGUUAUUACAAACAAAUAUUUAUUAAAUAAUUAUUGUGAUCAUAAAGAAACAAGGCGAUCAAAAAAGUUGGAAUUUGGACGUUGGAAUUGCAACUUCUUUGAGUCACCUCACCACACCACACAUUUUUGUUGAUGCAUACAAGGUGUUGACUCGACUGGUUCUCGGGUGAAUACGUUGUAACACGACGAUUCUUGCCGAUUUUUAACUUUUUGACUUAUUGGCAUUAUUUGUUCUCUUUUUUUAAUUUGUAUUUAUGUAGUUAUUAAAUAAGACUGUUACCGUUAUUAUAUUAUAUAAUAUUUAGCCCAUCUGGGGCUAAAAAGCAAAGAAAAUGUUUUAAACAUUUUGUGAUAUACACUAUAAUUGUUUAUUUUUUAUUAUAUUACGAGAACCUGUGCUUUCCAAUUUUUUAAAUAAGAUCAAUGGCCAAAAAUGCAAUAUUCUAAGUACUAAGAGGUUUGUUUAGCGACUUUUUAAAUGGAAUAAGUUAUUUAAACGUGACUAAGUUAUUUAGCAGUAAUUUUUCGUACUUUUUAAUUUGUAGCAAUCUUCCAAAGUUUUUGUAUAUAAAAGCACUAUUAUGUAUAUUUUUCAUGUUCUUUCAAAUAAAAAUGAAUAAUUUUAAUUUCGAAAUUUCUUCCGUCAACUUCUGUUGUGUCUAGUCUUUCCAUAGGGGCAUCCGUUAUAAAAACAGUUUUUAGCUAGGCCAGUACUGAUUUAGUUUGUAUUCAGAGAAAAAAUUGCAGUGACGAUAUUUUUUGCAAGCGGACAAUUUUUGUUGAUUCCUGUUAUACUGAGUGAUACGAAGUUAAUCAAAAUCAAGCAGAUUCGUAAGCGUAGACCUCCAAGUCACCUGUUUGUAAUAGCUAUAUUGACAAGGUAAAAUUAGGAACAUUCAGUUUUUAUUUUUAGAUCUCAAUAUAACCGGAAAAUCUUCAUAUAGCUUUAAUUUCCAAAUAAUUAGAAUAAUAUUUCAAUGCAUAUCGUUAAUAUUAAGUAAUUAAAAAAAGAAAUCCACCCAUAGAAAGAAUUUAUGAGAGUAUGCCAUAGUUUCCGUUUGUUUUUCUCCCAUUUCACGAUAAAAUAUAGCACAGAAAUAGGGUUACUGAAAAUUUUCAAUCAAGUGCAAUAUUUUAACGUCACAAAAAGAUGUAUAUUUUUGCGAUAUACAAAAAAUUGUAUUUCUUCCAGAGUGUACUCAAUGUAUUGACAUUGUAAAAAAAUUACAGAUACGUAAAGUUUUGUCUUAAAACAUUUGAGGCAUAAAUUUAGCAAAAAUGUAUUAUAAAUGCACAUUUUUAAAUAAAUAAAAUGCAUGUAGUUAUAUAGCAUAGUUUUUUUUGCUGUAGACGAAAAUUUUGAUGAAACUUUUUGUUAUUAAAAUGAAUUUUCUGUACCGAUACAGACACGAAGAUACGUAAAUAUGUUCUUUUUUUGUUGGAUACAUUAAUGAAUCUAUAAGGUACAAGAAGAUUUGUUUUAUUUUUAUUAUAUUUUAUAUUAUAGAACAUCCAAGAACAAUGCUUAGGAGGAUCAUAGAUCUGUUUUAUUCUUUUUUUUACUGUAAAUAUUUAUAUCAUAU
This is a messenger RNA of Anoplophora glabripennis (Asian longhorned beetle), 6619 nucleotides long. RefSeq names its product homeobox protein cut (gene cut). Gene Ontology annotation, molecular function: DNA-binding transcription factor activity, RNA polymerase II-specific; DNA binding. Lineage: Eukaryota; Metazoa; Arthropoda; Insecta; Coleoptera; Cerambycidae. The record is from RefSeq and is a predicted model, not a curated record. The transcript has 9 exons. Bases 475 to 4875 code for a protein of 1466 amino acids. Gene Ontology annotation, biological process: regulation of DNA-templated transcription.